Messenger RNA from Caenorhabditis briggsae, 546 nucleotides. The transcript has a single exon. Bases 1 to 546 code for a protein of 181 amino acids. The record is from RefSeq and is a predicted model, not a curated record. Lineage: Eukaryota; Metazoa; Nematoda; Chromadorea; Rhabditida; Rhabditidae.
AUGACAAUCGACGAAGGAGCCCAGAAGCCCAUGGAAGCCAAGAAGCACCAAGAAUAUCCACAGUAUCGUCGACCACGCCCUCCCAUCGUCGAAGUUGCGCUAGCCACCACCAAUAAGUACGUAGUUUAUUCGAGCGUCAUGAAACUACCAGAAGCCCGAAAAAAAGCAAUCCACAAGUUUCAUAGUAUUUCAUACUACGAUUUCUUUGGCGUGAGCAUAAAUCGCCCGAGAGAAAAAAUGGAAAAAUGGAAAAGACUGGAACGCAACUGGCCAGAGGACUCCAUUCCAGUAUCUCCCUUUGAUGCAGGGACGCUCCGUAUCCUAGUCUGGAAGCAAUACCUGCCGGACCCCUGGACUCAUUACCAAGAAAUCGAAAAACGAAUUCCGGGAGUCCAAAAGUAUCCAGCAAUCAAGGAGUGGCUCCUGCGAAGAUCGAGAGGUACCUACACAGGCGCAUUUUCGGCGACAAAAGGAAACAACUGGUGCAGGGUUUGUGGAUGCAACCUGUUUGGAUACCCAAUUGAUGAGCACCAGCCAGACCAAUGA